AUGGUGCUGCUCAGCCCUUCGAUUAGAGGACUUAUGUCUAUGUUGCAAGUUUGGGAGUCAUACAAUGUGAUCCACGGACUCAAGUACAAUGUGACGAAGAGCCAGCUGGUGAUUUUUAAGGCAAGUACUAAGUGUUACUCUAUUGUACCUGAUGUAACACUUAAUGGCGCUCGUUUGAAUAUGGUUACGAGGUUUAAGUACUUGGAUCACUGGGUCACGGAUGACCUUUGUGACAAUGGCGACAUCGAGAGGGAGCGCAGGUCGUUGGCUGUUCCAGCCAAUAUGUUGGCCCGCAGAUUUGCACGAUGUACAAAACAAGUAAAGAUAACGCUUUUUGAAGCCUACUGCCAAUCUUUUUACACGUGCAGUCUGUGGGUCGACUAUACGCGGGGGACAUACAACGGCCUGCGCGUGCAAUACAACAACGCGUUCCGGGUAUUGCUGGGGCUGUCGCGCUUCUGUACCGCCUCGGGUAUGUUCGCGGAGGCGCACUCGAACGGGUUUGCAGCCAUCAUACGCAAGAGGUGCGCCUCGAUGCUGCACCGCCUGCGCGACAGCCCCAACCGCAUCCUGAGCGCGUUGUCCGCAGGCUGGGACUCGCCGAUGCUCGCGCAUUGGAUGCGACAACAUGCGGUCGUACAGAAAUUAAAUGUUGUUUUGUUUUUGUGUCGCCGUCCUUAUGUAUGGUACAAUAAACUAACCCUUAGAGCUUAG
Molecule: messenger RNA, 714 nt
Organism: Hyposmocoma kahamanoa
Lineage: Eukaryota; Metazoa; Arthropoda; Insecta; Lepidoptera; Cosmopterigidae
Exons: 1
Coding region: 1-714 (237 amino acids)
Source: RefSeq, a predicted model, not a curated record